Messenger RNA from Geodia barretti, 3666 nucleotides. Lineage: Eukaryota; Metazoa; Porifera; Demospongiae; Tetractinellida; Geodiidae. The record is from the annotation of a GenBank genome assembly.
UUCCCCCGUGUGCCAGAGAUCGCGUGUUCAACACUGAGCUAUGGCUGUUGUUCCCAGUUCCUUCCUGUCUCUUCUUGUGCUAUGUGGAGGCCUCUGCUACGCAGCAGCGUCCCCUCUAAACCAGAUACAGGAGAGCUACCCAGACUCCGCUGUGGUCACCAGGGUUCGACAGGCUGAGACCAGGAUUGAGCAGCAGCUGCAGCGAAAGUCUUCAGGGACGAAAAAGCUCGCGCUGGACCAGAUACUGCUGGAUGUCGUUGCUCCCAUAUCGGAGGUGGAUCCCCAGUUCCUCUCAGUUACGAUAGACUCGGGUGACAUCUCUAGGAACUGGUCUGGAAUAACGUUCACUGCCCAGCGGAUCAUCAACAUGGCCCGAGGACUGGCUCCUGCCAUGCUGCGGGUCGGAGGUACCAGUGGAGAUUACCUCAUCUUCAACUCCUCUACUGCGGAAACAGUGCAACAGUCAAACUUCACGAUGACUCCGCAGCAGUGGGAUGAAGUCAACAAGUUUGUGGAGACUGUUGGCUGGGACUUUGUGUUUGGUCUGAAUGCUCUCCUUCGUACACCUUACCCCAAUGGCUCUUGGGACUCUGACAAUGCCAGAAUGCUUCUCUCAUACUCUACCUCCAGAAAACUAUACCGUCCAGUGGGAGCUUGGAAAUGGUGCGCGACUGAGCCAGAUAUGUGGGGGACAGCAAUACCAGCUGAGGACCAUGCCAAAGACUUCUUGACUCUGCGGGAUCUGGUGGCAGAGGAGAAGACACUGGGGAAGAUGCUCAUUGGACCUGAUGUAGCAUACAAAAUGGACUACUUCACAGAGUAUGUUGUAUCUACGAUAUCCUUUUUGCCUCCUUUUUUCAAUUUUUGUAGGUUUAUACAGAGUCUACCACAGGGACUCCUCAGUGCCACCACCUACCAUCAGUACUAUGGGAAUGGGAGCACAGCCAAGCUGCCUCAAUGCUAUGAUGUCAACCUUCUAGACAGCCUUAUUCAUGUUGCAGUAUAUUUCCAGGCCUCAACAGAGGCUCUGCAACCACAGGCCGAUUUAUGGCUGGGAGAGACAUCCAGUUUCUAUGGCAGUGGUGCUCCAAAUUUAUCAAACACCUAUGUUGCUGGAUUCCUGUGGCUGGACAAGCUAGGUAUAGCAGCAGUUGUUGGUCACAAACGAGUGUUUCGACAUGAUUUUAUUGGUGGGUACUUUGCAUUGUUAGAUGCAAACCAAAACCCAUUACCUGACUAUUGGUUGUCUCUACUGUACAAGAAGUUGGUUGGAACCAAAGUUGUGUACGUUAAUGGCAGUUUGGAAUAUGGACGAUACCUCAGAGUCUAUGCCCACUGUGCUAAAGCUCCGUACCCGGCAGGCAGUGUUGUUCUGUUGCUACUGAACACAAACUUCACCACGGCAACAGCAGAGCUCCUCAAUGAGGACCUGGCCUCCAGUUACAGGGAUGUGUUCUGGCUGAGUCCACCAGCUGGGGACCUCACCUCCACCUCAGUCCUCCUGAAUGGAGUGCUACUGGAGCUGGUGGACAACAGGGACUUGCCCCACCUGGUCCCAGCUGAAGACUCUCCUGGCUCCUCCCUCUCUGUUCCCAGCAUCUCCUUUGGUUUUGUUGUCUUCAGGGACACUAAAAUACCUGCUUGUACGUGAUGUAAUAAAAAUAAAAAGAGCCACUAACUGCAGCAAUGAUAAGGUUUUGUAUCAUAGCUUGCAUUCUAAGCCAUUUUGUUUCUGUGUCCAUGUGUAAGACACAUAAUUAUGUGCGUGCAAAUGCCAAUUUGAGAUGCUAGUCUCAACCACAUAAUAAAUAGAACAUGGGUCCAGACCAAUGUUCCUGACGGCUGAGCAGACAAGAUGGGAGAGGAAAAAACGUAAGAUUGUUUGGCUUAGGUUUUUUGGGACGUUAUCGGUAUCUUUAUCACGCAUGCGCAAAACGUGUAUAUACAGCUAGACGGAUGAUCGCGCAAUGGGUGGGGCUUGUGUUGUGUUGGCAUGCAUGAUGGCUAACCUUUACAGUCUCGUUCUCGUUCCUAUGCUUUUUGGAGGCCUCUGCGCAGCUGUAUCCCCUUCGGCCGAGUUUCAUACCUCGGCUGUGGUCACCAGGGUUCGACAGGCUGAGACCAGGAUUGAACAGCAGCUGUGGGGAAAAUCUUCGGGGAAGAGAAAGCUCGCGCUGGACCAGAUACUGCUGGAUGUCGUGGCUCCCAUCUCGGAGGUGGAUUCCCAGUUCUCUCAGUUACGAUAGGCUCGGGCGACAUCUCCAGGAACUGGUCUGGAAUAACGUUCACUGCCCAGCGGAUCAUCAACAUGGCCGGAGGACUGGCUCCUGCCAUGCUUAGGGUCGGCGGUACCGAUGGAGAUUUCCUUAUCUUCAAUCCUCUACUGAACAAGCAGUUCAGCUGUCCAACUUCACGAUGACUCGGCAGCAGUGGGAUGAAGUCAACAAGUUUGUGGAGACUGUUGGCUGGGACUUUGUGUUUGGUCUGAAUGCUCUCCUUCGUACACCUUACCCCAAUGGCUCUUGGGACUCUGACAAUGCCAGAAUGCUUCUCUCAUACUCUACCUCCAAAAACUAUACCGUGCAGUGGGAGCUUGGAAAUGAGCCAGAUAUGUGGGGGACAGCAAUACCAGCUGAGGACCAUGCCAAAGACUUCUUGACUCUGGGGGAUCUGGUGGCAGAGGAGAAGACAGUGGGGAAGAUGCUCAUCGGACCUGAUGUAGCAUACUCAAUGGACUACUUCACAGAGUUUAUACAGAGUUUACCAGAAGGAGUCCUUAGUGCCACUACCUACCACCAGUACUAUGGAAAUGGAAACACAGCUAAGCUGGCACAAUGCUAUGAUGUUAACCUUCUAGACAGUUAUAUUCAUGACGCCAUCGACUUCCAAGACACCACGGAGGCUCUGCAACCACAGGCUAAUGUCUGGCUGGGAGAGACGUCGAGUUUCUAUGACGGUGGUGCUCCACAUUUAUCAGAUACAUAUGUGGCAGGAUUUAUGUGGCUAGACAAGCUAGGUGUAGCAGCAGUUGUUGGUCACAAACGAGUGUUUCGACAGGAUUUUAUCGGUGGGAGCUAUUCAUUACUGGAUGGAGAUCAAAAUCCAUUACCUGACUACUGGUUGUCUCUGCUGUACAAGAAAUUGGUUGGAACCAAAGUUCUCUACAUAAAAGGCAGUUUAGAUUAUGGACGGAACCUGAGAUCCUAUGCCCACUGUGCUAAACCUCCGUACCCAGCAGGCAGUGUGGUUCUGUUGCUACUGAACACAAACUUCACCACGGCAACAGUGGAACUCCUCAAUGAGGAGCUGGCCUCCAGUUACAGAGAUGUGUUCUGGCUGAGUCCACCAACUGGGAACCUCACCUCCACCUCAGUCCUCCUGAAUGGAGUGCUGCUGGAGCUGGUGGACAACAGGGACUUGCCCCACCUGGUCCCAGCUGAAGACUCUCCUGGCUCCUCCCUCUCUGUUCCCAGCAUCUCCUUUGGUUUUGUUGUCUUCAAAGACACUAAAAUACCUGCUUGUACUUCUUAGUAGCUAUUUGACAUUGCAGUCAACAGACCUGUUGGGAUAUUAAACCAAUUGGUUCACAUGCAUAGGGUUACGGUAUGAGUGUCCAUCUGUCUGUGUUUUACAUUCUUUUUUGCCACCAUGCGCCACACACCAGUG